AUCGUUUAUAUGACCAAGAAAAGCGAAUGAUAGUGGAACGCCGAGACGUCAAAAUUGUGGAGGGUGAGUUCGUCAAGGAAGUAAAUGAUAUUUACGAAAAUGGAGAUCAGACUGAGGAUCUUGCAAAAAUCAUCAUACGCUUUGAGUCAAACGAAGAACCUCUGCAGGUACAAACUGUUGUUGAGCCCGAAGACGAAACGAUUAGCAACAUUGACAACAGCGAUGAUGAUGAGGAGGAGUACUUCGUAAGUGCAAGCGAUCCAGAACAGAGCCGCAGCUCAGAUGAAGAAGACAUCCCACAAAUACGUGGCCCAAGAAGGCCAAAAAUCAUUCGUACUGGUCAACCUGGCAGACCAAAGAAGCAGUACAAUGUCCUCAACAAUCUUAGCUGCUCCGAUGACAUUGAGACUCCACGGACCGUUGCAGAGGCGUUGCACUCGUGUCAAAUAAUACAUGGACUCCUGUCAAUCUUCCGCCCGGAAAAAAGGCUAUAGGUUCAAAAUAGGUUUUCAGAAUCAAACGCAACCAAAACGGUGACAUUGAAAGGUUUAAGUCGAGACUUGUGGCACAAGGAUGUGGCCAGCAGUUUGGCGUAAACUACUGGGAGACAUAUUCUCCAGUGAUACGUUAUGAGACAAUCCGAAUGUUAUUUGCGAUUGCUGCAGAAAAGCAGUUACACAUGCAUCAGGUGGAUAUCUCUAACGCGUAUCUCAACGGUAAACUCCAAGAAGUCGUCUAUAUGAAGCAACCCGUAGGCUUUAUAGAUAAGCAGAACCCC
This is a messenger RNA of Drosophila miranda, 778 nucleotides long. RefSeq lists its product as uncharacterized. Lineage: Eukaryota; Metazoa; Arthropoda; Insecta; Diptera; Drosophilidae. The record is from RefSeq and is a predicted model, not a curated record. Bases 27 to 494 code for a protein of 155 amino acids. The transcript has a single exon.